This is a messenger RNA of Solanum tuberosum (potato), 1452 nucleotides long. Its product is annotated as agamous-like MADS-box protein AGL65. The transcript is spliced from 10 exons. Gene Ontology annotation, molecular function: protein dimerization activity; DNA binding. Bases 192 to 1208 code for a protein of 338 amino acids. The record is from RefSeq and is a predicted model, not a curated record. Lineage: Eukaryota; Viridiplantae; Streptophyta; Magnoliopsida; Solanales; Solanaceae.
UAUAAAAGAUCACAUGAAUUUUUAUGUUUUCAAAUUCCAUGUUAUUAAGUCUAUAAAUGGAAAGACAUUUUUCAUGCAAUCUCUCUGACGCCGACUACUGCAUUUCUUAUUGACGUGAGUUGUUUCCUUUUUCUUUAAUAAGUAGCAAAUGUAAUACAAAUUGUUCUGGUAUUUAGGGAUUGAGAGUAAGAAUGGGAAGGGUAAGGCUAAGCAUGAAGCGAGUGGAGAGCAAUAGUAAGAGGCAAUCCACUUAUUGCAAACGAAGAUGUGGAAUCCUGAAGAAAGCCCAGGAGAUUUCUGUGCUAUGUGAUAUAGAUAUUAUCCUCCUUUUGUUUUCCCCAACUGGAAAACCAACGCUACUUCAAGGCGGAACAAGCAAUUUUGAUGAAAUAAUUGCAAAAUUUGCUCAAUUGACUCCUCAAGAAAGGGCAAAAAGGAAGUUGGAGAGCCUUCAAACAUUGAGGAAGACUUUUAAGAAGCUUGACAACGAUAUAGGCGUGCCAGAGUUUCUAGAUGCUAGUGAUCCAUCAGUUGAAGAAUUGCAAAGCCAAGUGAAAGUUGUGCAAUCUCAGCUUACUGAUUUAGAAAUGAGACUCAACUGGUGGAGCAAUCAUGAUAAGAUAAAUAAAGUGCAAGAUCUCGCGCUGAUGGAGUGUGCACUAAGGGAGUCACUUAAUGCAGUUCAUGUUCGGAAGCUCCAGAACACGACACAUUUGCAUCUUUUGAUAAACAGUGAAGUAGAUGGGCAAACUCAUCCAUGGCAUCCAGAAAAUAAAAUCCUGCACAUGCCAUUCCCUCAGACACCAAACAUUCUACCCCAGGAAAAUAUGGGAUACUCUGGAGAUAAUUCAGUUGCUGAAUCUUCUCAUGUUCUGGACUCUGGAAAAGUUGAUCAAGCAAGACAGGCCACAACUGCAAUGCUAGAUAACAGUGUCUUGAAUGAUCUAAAUAGUAUAGCAUGCUUGAGACAGCAACUAAGUGAGCAGUAUUCAUACAACCCCAAUGAUAAUCUUGAUCUACUGGAAAGGAAAAUAUUGGAUCCUCAAAGUGAUGCCAAUUUGAAAGGAUAUUUGAUGGAUUAUGAAUUUCAAAGAAACUUUAACCUAACAAGGUCUGUGGAUUCAGUCAAUUAUAGUGCAGCUGAUGCCGUUGUUGUUCCAGAUUUCGAUGAAAAAUCAUAUGCACAGCCAGCAACUUCCAGUGAUUAAACAUUUGAGAUAAGUCACACUACUUGUGUAGAAUUAUCUGUGAUCGCGGGUGAGGUUUACAGGUGCAGUGGUUGUUGAUAGAUAAUUAUGUUUGAAUAUGUAUAGUUGUUUUGCUUGGCGAACCCUGACACCACACAUGGUGAAAGUAGAAUAAGAGUUUGUUCAUAUAUGAGAUCUGAAUAAAAGACCAAUUUCACUUUGCUUCAAUAAAUUACUGAGAUUUGUUUUGCAGUUAAGAUGCAAA